Adineta steineri is the source of this 861-nucleotide messenger RNA. The record is from the annotation of a GenBank genome assembly. Lineage: Eukaryota; Metazoa; Rotifera; Eurotatoria; Adinetida; Adinetidae.
AUGAAUGAAAGAAAAUAUCGAGUUCAUUCUCUUCAAUUUUCAUCGGAUGAAAAUCAUUUAAAUUCAUUACUUCCUGAAACAUUUAUUUCAUCAUUACGUCAAUUAUUUUCUAUACUUGAUAAAACCAAUUGUGGUUAUAUAUCAUUUGAUGUAUUUAAACGUUAUUUUGAUUGUUCAUCAUUAUCAACAUUAAGCUUUUUAAAUGAACUUGAAAAUGAAUCAAAAAUAAAUAAUUAUUUUAUUUCAUUUAAUCUACUUAUAAAUGUUAUUAAACGUUCAUUUUCAAGAAUAAAACAACAACCACCCAUUAUUCGAAUACCAAAAUCUAUACGUUCGUCAAUUUCAUUUCCAAUAGAUACUCCUCAAAUUCCAUUGAUUUAUCAAAAUUUCGAAAGAAAUAUAUCAAAUCCAGUUUAUUAUGCAGCUAAUGAAAUUGAUUUAUCUCAAAUUCGAUCUUUGAAACAAUUUGAAUUUGAACGUAAUCUUCUUAUUCAAACAUGUGAUACACUUGAUCGUGUGAAAUUUUAUUUAACUGAUCGUCUUCUUGACAUGAAAGAGAAACAAAAAUCGUAUUGUCGUUAUUUAGCAAUAACAGAAGCAAUGGGGUUAGUUGCGGAAUCAAUGUAUAAUCGAGAUUUAAUUGCAGAUUUAUUUAAAUUAGCAUAUACAGUUAUUGAACAUGUAAAUUAUGAUUUUAAAAAAUCAUCAAGUUCAGUAUCAAUUAAUGAAGCAAAUAAUCAAUUGAAAGAAAAAGAUAACCAAAUAAAAUUAUUAGAAACUGAAAAACGUGUUUUAUUAAAAGAAUUAAUUGAAAUGAGACAGCAACAUGGAACAAUUAUUCCAAUAGAAAUAUAUCCUUAA